Leopardus geoffroyi (Geoffroy's cat) is the source of this 1362-nucleotide messenger RNA. RefSeq names its product biogenesis of lysosomal organelles complex 1 subunit 4 (gene BLOC1S4). Gene Ontology annotation, cellular component: BLOC-1 complex. NCBI's taxonomy places the organism in Eukaryota, Metazoa, Chordata, Mammalia, Carnivora, Felidae. The transcript has a single exon. The record is from RefSeq and is a predicted model, not a curated record. The coding region runs from base 64 to 720 and encodes 218 amino acids.
GCGGAGGGGGCGGAGCAAGGCUGGGAGGCCGGAAGUUGGGCGGCAGCCCGGCCGUAGCCGGCAAUGGAGGGGCUUCCAGCCGACCGUGGGCUGCCGCCCGAGGGGCCGGCGGCAGAGGAGGCCGAGCUGCAGGGAGCUGUCUGGAGCGGGGACAGCGGCAACGUGUCCCAGAGCCACAGCAGCGCCUCGGGGCCGUGGGAGGAUGAGGGCCCAGAGUCGGGCGCGCCGGGCCGCGACCUGCCGCUGCUGCGCCGCGCCGCCGCGGGCUACGCCGCCUGCCUGCUGCCCGGAGCCGGGGCGCGGCCCGAGGUCGAGGCCCUGGACGCCAGCCUGGAGGACCUGCUCACCAGAGUGGACGAGUUCGUGGGCAUGCUGGACAUGCUGCGCGGGGACUCCUCCCACGUCGUCAGCGAGGGCGUGCCUCGCAUCUACGCGAAGGCCACCGAGAUGCGGCAGGUCUACAGCAAGAUCGACCGACUCGAGGCCUUCGUGGCGAUGAUCGGCGCCAGCGUGGCCAGGAUGGAGGAGCAGGUCGCCAGGGCGGAGGCCGAGCUGGGCGCUUUCCCCAGCGCGUUCAGGAAACUGCUGCACACGAUUACCGUGCCCUCCCUCUUCAGCAAGGCGCCCUCCGGCCGGCCCCAGCAGAGCGGCUACGAACCCCCCGUCCUGUUUCGGACCGAGGACCACUUUCCCUGUUGCAGCGAGAGACCUCAGAUCUGAGUCCCCCGGGCAGCACUGCAAGGGCACGCUGCCUGAGAUUAUCUCGAGUAUUAAGUCAGUUGGAAAUUCUGCUGAUAGACAUACACGAUGUUGGAGUCUGACAUGUUUAUCUUUUGCACACUCUUAUUUCCCCCUGUCUUGUUGAUUUCACGUAAGGAUGUUUGGUUUUGUGUGUCUUCCAAUGCUAAGCUGAGAGCUGCUUGGUCCGGGAUGGGACCGGGUUCGGAGAAGAAAAUGAAGGAGCUUUUCUGUGCACUGUGGCCGAACUGCCAUGUUUCUGGGUUUUACAGCUCAACUCACAGUAUUAUUUUUUCAAAGUUUCUAUAUUUUAUACUCUUAGGAAAAACUGCUGAGCUGUUCAGGUCUUGUCAUUGUUCGAUCCUAGUAGCGAUUCCGUUGUCUGUAGCUUACUUUGAGGGUAGAUGGUAAGUUGCUUCACGUUAUAUUGAACUUUUCAUAUCAUGGGUUAUACACCGAAGGAAACGGUAGAAUUUCUGAGAUGGAUUGAUUUAUCGCAUCUAAUUCUGAAGUUGUAUUUGAAAGUAUGCCCCCACAAUCUUCGUUUGUCCACAGCAACAAGUCUACAUGUGGCUGCCAACAUUUGGUUUGUAAUUUAAAUAUUAAUAAAAAGUUUGCAUUUUA